AUGUGAAGUGUCACUUCUCUUACAUGUCAUUGUAGAUGUCAUCUAUAUUCUAAUGUUCUGGAUUUUGAACUUGGCCAAUGCUAACUUUUGGAUUGCUUUUGUCAGGAGAUGAUCGAAAAAGUUUCCCAUAGUACCUUUAUGCUGAAGAAAAAAGGUAAAAUCUCUUUUCCCAAAGAAUAUAACGAAGUAUUUAUCAACAUGUCAAUUUGAACGGGAUGUAUGAUACCGGGGUGGUGCAGCGGGUAGUGAUGUUGCCUUAUAGCUUUGGGGUCCCUUAUUUGACCCUGAGCUCAGGUUACUGUCUGUGUUGAAUUUGUCAUGCUUACCUCAUGGCCAUGUGGGUUUCCUUUGAGUUCUCUGGUUUCCUCCCACCUCCCAAAACGCUAAAUUGCCCUAAAGUGUGAAUGUGUUUAUGGUGCCCUGUGAAAGACUGAUGUGCUAUCCUGAGUGUAUACAUGCCCAGUGUUCCUGGGAUUGGCUUUGUGCUCACUGCAUCCCUUACAGGAUAAAGUGCUUACUGAAGAUGAAUGAAUGAACACAAAACAUUAUAAACAGUGUUCUGAUACCACUUUUAAUUUCUGCUAUUGAUUCUCUCACUAAUUCUCAAACAGACUUGGAAGGUAAGAAAGUAAGAAGCCCUUUAUCAUGUCUUUCCUCCACUUUCGGACAUGAGAUAUUUGUCACUUGGGUCAGUUGUGCAGCAAUCUGACAAGUUCUUAGAUUAAGAAUGAAAAAUGAUCCUGUUGCACAGUGGAGGAUGGUUGAGUAAGGCAUUCUGAAGCCUACUCUUGCUCAAGGCUGAGGAGAGAUUUCAGCUCUGCAAGUUUUCAGGUUGUCUCUUCCUGACCUUGCGACUGGAACUCAUUAUCCAGCGGGCUGUGUGGAAGGCCUGAGUAACCUUGGGUAACGGGAGGGCUGGUUUGAUCGUCAUGCUUCAAGAUCAGGCUGUUUCUUGUGGACCAAUCAGAGUGAAGCAGGAUAUUAUGGAGGUGGAGCCAAGAUCAGGUUUACAUUCCUAUGGCUGUACAUAAUUAUAUUCUUACUCUAGGGUUUAAAGGACACUUUUACUUGAACAUUCAUGUCAAGUUUUUUUCUAUCAUUAUGAUGGAAAGAAAACAUACAUGCACAACCUGUGAAAUAUAAACAGCGGUAAUGCAUAAUCAAACUGUAACUCUUCCUAAUGUGAAAUUCUGUUUUACUUUAAGAGCUUUGCUAAACACUCCCUUUAGUGAAUCCAUCCUUCUUCCCUUUUUUCCUUUUCUUUUUUUGUGUGUGGUUAGGUAACAUCUUAGCAAACUUGUAUGAAGGAAAGUAACUAAGAGCUAGAGACCCUGUAGUUAAGAAAAUGUCUGUAAUUAGCCAAAGUUUGAGUGGGUGUGGAAGCUCUUAACACAAAAAAGCAGCUUUUGCAAAGUUGGAAAUAUGAACUUAAUUUUUUUAACCAUUGUAAUUUGAUCAAAUGAACAUAUUUUAAUAGUUUUAUCCUGCAUUUGAAUGUACUCCUAAACCCUCCUGGGCCUGGGACAGCUUCCCCAGUUGUCCCCCAUGAUGGCAGGGCUGAUUAUGUGAAUAAGUGAAACAUAUAUUGUAUAAAUUUUACCUAGGUACAGUGCUGUGAAAAAGUAUCUAACCCUAGCCCUGAUUCUUCUGUUUUUGUGUAUAUCUCAUACUAAAUAGUUGUAGAUCUUCAAAUGAAAUACAACAUAAAACAAAGGCAACCUGAGUAAACACACAAUAGUUUUUAUUUUUAUUUUUUUUAUUGAAGCAAAAAAAAAAAGUUAUCAACACCUAUCACCAAUGUGAAUAAUUAAUUGCCCCCUUAAUCUUAAAAUCUUGUUGUCCCACCUUUAUCAGCAAUAACUGCAACCAAAAGCUUCCAAUAACUGGAGAUCAGUCUUUCACUUACUUCUAGGGCUAGGAUUUACUAAUAUGUUUUGGAUCAUUGUCUUGCUGCAUAAUCUAAUUGCGUUUGAGUUUCAACUUACAGACUGAAGACUGGAUAUUCUUCUUUAGGAUUUUCUGGUAGAGAGCAGAAUGCAUGUUUCCCUCAAUUACUGCAAGAUGCCCAGGCCCUGAAGCAGCAAAGCAUCCCCACACCAUCACACUUCCACCACCAUGCUUGACCAUAGGUAUGAUGUUCUUUUUGUGGAAUUCUGUGUUUGGUUUACACCAGAUAUAACGGGACCCCUGUCUUCCAAACAGUUCCACUUUCGACUCAUCAGUCCACAGAACAUUCUCCCAAAAGGUUUGAGGAUCAUCAUGGUGUGUUUUCACAAAAUUUAGUUGAACCUUAAUAUUGUUCUGUGUUAGCAGUGGCUUUCAGCUCGUCACUCUUCCAUGGAGCCAUUUUUCCCCAAUGUCUUUCUGAUAGUGGAGUCAUAUAUAAAAUAUUACAAGUAUUUAGAUGUUUUUCAUGACAUUACGAUGUAUUUUCUAGAGUUCACACAUGUAAUUUCAGGGCAUAACAUACUGAAGUGCCCCUUCACAUAUUUUUCACUUGAUCACAUAUUACUCGCUUAAUCACAUGUGGGAAGAAAGGUGUAAAGGGUAAGAACUUCCUAAGCAAGAACUGAGUUGAAGAUUGCCUAACUAGUGCAUGUGUUUGGCAUAUUAGUAGAAUUAUAAAAGAAUUAUUAUCAAUUCUAAUGGUAGCUCAGAGGUUAAGAGUCUGAACUUGUCCUGUUAUGAACUUAACACCUGACUGCUUUAAUUUUUUUUUCAAUCUCUUUGGAUAAAAGUGUCAUCUCCAAAAUGGUUUAAUGAGAUAUUUGGAACUCCAGGAUAAAACCCUGCCAUGAUUUCAUCAGCAUGUCUGAAUCUGCCUGUGUGUUGCUUAGGCUUGUAGAAAUAUAUGCAUUCUUUCCCCUCGCAUUCGCAGGAAAUCACUCAAAACUGCGAAGUCAACAUGGCCACUGAAGCUCUGUUCACUCUGAAGAUCUGUAUGCUGAUAAUUUGCCUGGCUUUAACAGGACAUUGUGCAGGUAUGACGGCUUGUCUUUGUUGUCAUAUUCACACAUGAUACUGAUUUUACGGAUGCUGGGAUUGGGCCAACUGAAAGCGGUUAGCACAGGAGAACUUCAGAGAUAUCCGGCAGUUCCUAAGGUACUAUGAGAGCCUCUCUUAUGACAGAACCAUGUUACUGCAGCAGCAUCAGCGAGUAAGGCGCCAUCUCGAUCCAGAAACCCAGGUGCUUUGUCUGGACUUUGAAGCUUUUCAGAAGGUUUUCCGUUUACGACUCAAGCCAGACUUUGAAGGAUUUGCAGAAGAUUUCAAGGUCCUAUCCAGCAACCAGUCAAGGAGAGGCGACCUCUCUCACAUAUAUUCAGGAGUGCUGGAAGAUGAGGUCGGAUCUUCAUGCCAGGGGUCAGUCCUCAAUGGCCAGUUUGAAGGCUCCAUCAAAACCUCCAAUGGGACAUUCUACAUCGAAUCCAUGCAGAGAUACACAUCUGAGUCAACAGAUAAUCACUCUGUAAUCUACCACGAGGAUGAUAUUGAUGACUUUCCCAUGGAAGGCAGCCGUGCUGGAUUCUGUGGGACGGGCCGGCUGCAGAGUCUCAUACAAAGCCUCAGACAGGAUGAACCAGUGCCCAGGUCAAAACGUACAGUAGACCAGUCCAAGACAAGCUGUCUCCUCCAUCUGCACGUGGACUAUUUGUUUUAUCAGAGGUUUGGCAGCAUCGAGGCCGUCGUUGCCCAGGUCGCCUCAUACAUGAAAGCAGUAAACAAUAUAUUUCACAAGGCUGAGUUUGAUGGGAUUGAAGUAAUUGACUUCAAGGUGAAAUCGAUGAGUUUUGUUUCAGAAAAAAACCCAGCUGACCCAAUGCAAGAGACUUUCAUCGGCCCUGAGAAGCUACUGAGUCUUUAUUCAGAGAUGAACUGGGGAAACUACUGCCUAUCCUACCUGCUGACCAGCCGUGACUUCAGCGGCGUCCUCGGCCUGGCCUGGGAGGGGAAACCUGAUAACUGGGGUGGGAUCUGUUCCAAACCCAUACACACUAUGGAUGGUCAGACAUCCAGCCUGAACACUGGUAUGAUCACCCUCAAGAACUUUGGACGUUACCUUCUGCCAAAGUUCGUCCAACUGACCUUCGCUCAUGAGCUUGGCCACAGCGUGGGAGCUCCUCAUGAUGAAGGUGCAGACUGUGGUGAUCUGGGAAUCACUGAAGGUAAAGGACACUUCCUGAUGUUCCCACAUGCUGCAGACGAGGUGAAGGAGAACAGCGAACGUUUCUCACUGUGCAGCCUCCGGCACAUGAGCCGAUUGCUGAAGAUCAAUAAGGACAAAUGCUUUGUGGUCAGCGAUCAACCAAUCUGUGGAAACCGGAUCGUGGAGAAAGGAGAGGAAUGUGAUGUAGGAUUCAAUGCAAGUGAUCCGUGUUGCUACAGUUCAAGAGAGCCAAUAGGAAUUCAAUGUCGGCUAAAACCGAACAAACAAUGCAGUCCUAGUCAGGGUCUGUGCUGCAGCUCUGGUUGUGUCUUUAAAACCUCUGGACUGCUGUGUGAGGAAUACUCUGAGUGUCGGAUGAAAAGCGUAUGCACAGGAACCUCUGCCACAUGUCCUCAACCUGCUGCCAAGCCAAACAUGACAGUGUGCAGUCUGGGCACACGGGUUUGUCUUAACGGGGAAUGUACAGGCUCCCUGUGUGUGCUACACGGCCUGGAGCAGUGUGACUGCCCGGGGGAGAACAAGAAAGAAAGAUGUCACUUGUGCUGCCAACAGAGAGGAAACCCCAACACAUGUGCAAGCACCACUUCCUCAGUGCUCUCAAUGUACUUUAAGGGACAGCGGGUGGCGUUGGUGCCUGGAUCUCCAUGCUACAAAAACCAGGGCUACUGCGAUCAUUUCCAGACAUGUCGUGUGUUGGAUGCAGACGGCCCCAUCGCCAGACUGAAAAACUCCUUCCUGAACCUGCGCGAGUUCGAUGACGUAGCAGACUGGAUGAAGGCCCACUGGUGGGCAAUCCUGCUGGGCGUCCUGGGAGUCUCGGCAGUAAUGGCUGGCACUGUCUGUCUGUUUGGACACACACUUGAGAGUGUCAACAGAGAAAAGACGACACAUUAACUGAGCUGGAAAUAUGUCUGUUGGACAAUACAAACACUAAUACAUGCACAUGUACUGUAUAUAUGUUAUAUAUUUGACAGUAUAUCUGAGUUUCUGUGCACUGUGCUCACGCUCAUUAUAGGCACUGAUUUUUAAUCUUCGUAACUCUGACUAUGCGUUGACUAAAUUUAGCCUAUGCAUGCAGCUCACAUUUUAUUUCUGUGUUUCUACUUCCCUCCACUUUGUGUGUGUGUGUGUGUGUGUGUGUGUGUGUGUGUGUGUGUGUGUGUGUGUGUGCGCGUGUG
Molecule: messenger RNA, 5346 nt
Organism: Ictalurus furcatus (blue catfish)
Lineage: Eukaryota; Metazoa; Chordata; Actinopteri; Siluriformes; Ictaluridae
Product: disintegrin and metalloproteinase domain-containing protein 10
Exons: 15
Coding region: 3134-5062 (642 amino acids)
Biological process (GO): Notch signaling pathway; membrane protein ectodomain proteolysis
Cellular component (GO): plasma membrane
Molecular function (GO): metalloendopeptidase activity
Source: RefSeq, a predicted model, not a curated record